Chelonoidis abingdonii (Abingdon island giant tortoise) is the source of this 3052-nucleotide messenger RNA. RefSeq names its product cytochrome P450 2K4-like. Gene Ontology annotation, biological process: xenobiotic metabolic process. The record is from RefSeq and is a predicted model, not a curated record. Lineage: Eukaryota; Metazoa; Chordata; Testudines; Testudinidae. Gene Ontology annotation, cellular component: cytoplasm; intracellular membrane-bounded organelle. Gene Ontology annotation, molecular function: iron ion binding; oxidoreductase activity, acting on paired donors, with incorporation or reduction of molecular oxygen, reduced flavin or flavoprotein as one donor, and incorporation of one atom of oxygen; heme binding.
CUUCACGCUGCUAAUUUCGGUCAACGGACACUGAUCUUAUUUUUAUUGCACCCUUGCAUUUUACCCUGUGCAGCAAUUUGAUUAUUGAAAGGCAAUGGAGUGGACGGACCCCAUUUCCAUAUUUUUACUUUUUGUCCUGACUGUUCUGUUUAUUAUGAAAACUGAAAAAUUCUGGAAUAGCAGCUUCAGAGAGGAUUUGCCCCCGGGACCAAAGCCUUUACCCAUCAUUGGAAAUCUGCAUAUAAUGGACCUGAAGAGGCCCUACCGGACUAUACUGGAGCUGUCAAAAAAAUAUGGCCCAGUCUUCAGCAUUCAGAUGGGAUGUCAGAAAAUGGUGGUGCUGUCGGGAUAUGAGACAGUGAAGGAGGCUCUUGUGAACCAGGCAGAUGCAUUUGCAGAGAGACCUAAAGUCCCAGUAUUUGAAGAGAUUUCAAAAGGAUAUGGUAUUAUUUUUUCUCACGGCAAUAACUGGAAAGUGAUGCGAAGAUUUACUCUCACGACCUUGCGAGACUUUGGAAUGGGCAAGAGAGUCACAGAGGACCGGAUUGUUGAGGAGUACAGAUUUCUGAUGAAGGAUAUUGAAUCUCGUAAAGGAAAGCCCUUUGAUAUCGCUACAAUUAUGAAUGCUGCAGUUGCCAAUAUCAUCGUGUCAAUAUUACUUGGAGAACGGUUUGACUACAAAAAUCCCAUAUUCUUAAGACUACUAAGUUUGAUAAAUGAAAACGUCAGGCUGGUUGGAAGUCCAUCAGUUAUGCUAUAUAACAUGUUCCCAGCCCUUGGAUUUCUACUCAAGAAUUUCAAGAUUCUUUUGCAGAACACAAGUGAAUUGCAUUCUUUUAUACAGCUUAUUUUCAUAGAACGCCUCAAAGAACUGGACAAAAAUGAUCAGAGAAGUUUUAUUGAUGCAUUCCUUGUAAGACAACAGGAGGAGAAAGAUAAUAUCAAUGGAUAUUUCCAUAAUGCCAAUUUAAUAAGACUUGUGACCAACUUAUUUGCUGCUGGCAUGGAGACCACUUCCACCACGCUGCGCUGGGGACUUCUGCUAAUGAUGAAAUACCCCCAAAUUCAGAGCAAAGUCCAAGAAGAGAUCACAAGAGUUAUAGGAUCAGCCCAGCCACGAAUCGAACAUCGAACUAAAAUGCCGUAUACGGAUGCAGUUGUCCAUGAAAUUCAGAGGUUUGCUAAUAUCCUGCCCAUGAACUUGCCUCAUGAAACCACUGAAGAUGUUACUCUUAAAGGCUACUUUAUUCCAAAGGGAACUUACAUCAUCCCCUUACUGGCUCUACUGCGGGAUGAAUCUCAGUGGAAGAAACCAGAUACAUUUAAUCCUGAGCAUUUUCUUGACUCCAAAGGAAAGUUUGUAAAGAAAGAGGCUUUCAUGCCUUUUUCAGCAGGUCGGAGGAUUUGUGCAGGCGAGACUCUUGCCAGAAUGGAGCUCUUCCUCUUCUUUACAAGCCUCCUGCAGAGGUUCACUUUCCAUCCUCCUCCUGGAGUUACCAGCUCAGACUUGGACCUCACCCCGGCGGUUGGGAUUACCACGCCCCCAAUGCCCCAUAAGAUCUGUGCUGAGCCACGUUCUAUGAGCUCCUUGUCUUAGGCCAGUUUGGCAGAUAUAGGUAUGAUGGUCAGAAAAUCACAUGCCUGACCUAGCUAUGCCAGCAACACCCUCCCCCCACCCGCCAUGUAGAUGCAGCUUAUACCAAGAAAAGAGUCUUUGUUAUCAUCUACUUGAUGUUGUUCAGGGAGGUAGUUUAAGGUCCUGGCAAAAUAAUUCAUUUUGCCAGCAUAUGCUGUGUCUCCACUACAGGACUUUGCUGGUAUAGUUACACUGGUAUAGCUGUAUCAUCAAAGCUGUUGUGGUGUAGACUAACCCUUUCUCAUGUAUAUCAUCAGCCCUCCCUCUGCAGACUCUCCCUGGUACCCUGCCGUGCACUGGCCUUUGCCUGUGGUUUGGCUCGUGAUUUGUUAGGACCCUAUCCUAGCCUCAGUUACUCCAAUGGGCAACCCCAUUGACUCCAAUGACGUUAGCAAGUUUGCACAGGUGUAACUGGGACUAGAGUCUUGUAUUGUCUGUUACAUUGUACAGCCUCAGAGGAGCCUCCGUGCCUAGCCCAGAACUUGGCCAUUCGCAAUGAAGAGGCAACAUCCACUGGAGAGAGAGCUGAAACAGCAUAGACUGAUGCAGAACAUAUGGUCAAAUGUCCUCUGCACCAAAAUCCCCUGGAUGUUGCUAUCUCCACAGAUGCUGACCCUGCAUCUUCAGUUGUUAUUACUCCCUACGUUGGUGAUUUCCAACUCGGUGGGAGGGACACAGGAGAAGUGAGGAGUCUGCUCUGGAGGGAGAUGUAGUGAUGACAUUCGGUAACAAAAAAGGAACUUCUGCACUCCCAGGACUGCCCUGAUCUCUGAGACUAUGUCUACGCUAGGGGAUCACACGUUUUGUACCUUGUGUAGGAAAAGCACAUUGCACACAUGAGCAGCUCCUGGCAUCUCUCCAGUCCCCACACAAGCUCCUUCUGUGCACCCUCCCAUCCUCUUCUUUGUCAGGGACCCCCUGCAACUCCCGCCAACCUCCCCCAUGCUAGAAGUUUUGUGAAUCUCAGUUCCCACUCCUCCCAUAUCAGGAUUCCCCAUUCUCUCCUCCUGCCACAAUGGCUCUAUGUGCACCCCAUCUCCUAAUUCCCUCCAUUCCCUUCCCUGGCCGGGGCUCCGUGUGCCCCCCUUCACCCAUUCUAGCUUCUUCCAAUCUCCCUACAACAGAGGUUGUGUGCCCCCCAUGCUGUCCUCCCACCUUUCCAGGGUCCUCCAUUCUCUCCCCAGGGCAAAGGUUCUGUGUGCACCCCCACUCUCAGCUAAGCCUCCCAUUCUUCUCUAUACCUAUACUGGCCACAGAAUUUUCUUUGAUACCUUUAGCUUCUCCCAUCAAUUGUAUGCAUUUUUUAGCCACUACUUUGUACUCAUUUCUAUCAGAUCCCCCACUUUUCUAUUUUAUAUAUAUAUAUUAUAUAUAUAUAUAUGUUAUGGUUGCUUUCAUCUCCCCUCUUAGCCAGAU